Myiozetetes cayanensis is the source of this 2141-nucleotide messenger RNA. It is a transcript of the gene CTNNBIP1, whose product is annotated as catenin beta interacting protein 1. The coding region runs from base 270 to 515 and encodes 81 amino acids. Gene Ontology annotation, cellular component: cytosol; nucleus; beta-catenin destruction complex. The transcript has 5 exons. Lineage: Eukaryota; Metazoa; Chordata; Aves; Passeriformes; Tyrannidae. Gene Ontology annotation, biological process: negative regulation of Wnt signaling pathway. Gene Ontology annotation, molecular function: beta-catenin binding. The record is from RefSeq and is a predicted model, not a curated record.
UCCCUCGGGCCGCCGCGGUGAGUCACGGCGGAGGAGGAGGAGGCUCGGCUCGGCUCCGCUCGGCUCCGCUCCCCUCGCCCGCCCGUGCCCAGCGCCCGCCGCCCGAGCCGCCUGAGCCGCCUCAGCGCCGGGGCCGCCCGGCCCCGCACCAGGGCAGUUUCCUCAUACAUUUUUCCCAGCCCCAGUCACUAAUCAGGACUGAACACGUGGGUUAUCUUCAUCUGCUGUGGUUUUUAGAAGCAGGAAAUCCAGGAGCUGGCAGGAGGGGAAUGAACCGUGAGGGCGUCCCCGGAAAGAGUCCGGAGGAGAUGUACAUUCAGCAGAAAGUCAGAGUUCUACUCAUGCUGAGGAAGAUGGGAUCAAAUCUGACGGCCAGCGAGGAGGAGUUCCUGCGCACGUACGCAGGGGUGGUGAACAGCCAGCUCAGCCAGCUUCCCCAGCACUCCAUUGACCAGGGUGCUGAGGAUGUGGUGAUGGCAUUUUCCAGAUCAGAGACAGAAGACAGAAGACAGUAACCCCAGGCCACCUGAGCAACACAGAACUGCAGAGGACACUGAGACCCCUGAAGAUGGAGGAGGAUGGCUGAGCGUUAAUGAGUUCCUUUGCCCACCCUGAUUGUCCCUUGGUGUUCCUUCUCCUUUGUGAUGUUGUUCCCCUUGGCCCAACCCUCAGAAUGCAUCUCCCAGCCAUCCCUCCCUGUCAGGUUUUGCCACCCAGCCGGGCUGUGUUAAUUAAGGACAGCCCCCAAGGGGUGAGCUUGGUUGGCUCAGAGGGACAGGGCAGUGGUUGGGGCGAAAGGAAGGCAAUUUCUCCAACUUGACCAAUGGGAAACCUUUUAUCUCACACUUUAUUUUGUAUCUCAAAGAAAAGUCCCUCGACAUUCUACUUCUAAAAGAAGCUUUUCAUGCUGUGGUGCUUAUUUAGGUCAGACUUGUGAAUUUGAAGAGGGGUUUGAUUUGGCUGCGUAGGACUGGAAGCGACUUGUGAUUGGGUGACAAUGCAAAUGCUUUCCCUUCAGUUGGCUUGCAGGUAUUUUGCUGACUCCCAACGUUUUCCUUGCAGGAAGCUGAUGAUUUUGGUGCAUUGGUUAUUUCUUUGUACUCACUGACUUGGGGAGGGGAGGGGAGGGGAAGGAGACAAAUGUGCUUUGCAGUAUUUAUUACAUCUACACAUAUAAACGCUUGCUUUUUUUUGGGUGGGUUGUUUUGUUUUUUGUUUGAUUGGUUUUUUUUCCCUGAUUGGCUUUGAAGUCAUGGGUUUGAUUUCCUCUUGGCUGCAGUGUUUCUGAUGCAAUCAGUUUUUCCACGCUCAGCUGCUCUGUGGCCUCGAGCUGUUUUUGGGAGCGUCUGUGGAAAAGCAUCUUGGGUUCAGUAAAAUCCACCUGUUCAGGCUGGAAGGUGGGAGAUUCCCAGCCCUGCUUUGGGAGGGGUUGCUGUGCCACGAGCUCCUGGCACACCUGGCUGCUCAGGUGGCUUCUCCCUUUGCUUCUGACACAGGAGCUGUAGAUGUUUUGCAGGAAUUGCAAGGAUCAGAUCUAUGGCUGUGACGUGAAUUUGCCAAAUUUGUAUAGAGAAUAUGUGAGCUUGUUUAAAAUAGUACAGAGAGUUCCACUUUAACCCUUUAAUUGCUGCACAGGACUAGCUCUCACGUUAGGAAAAAUUAAUGAUCAUUGACUUAAACCCAGCUUGCACUGGGGUUUACUAAACUUAAGUGUCUGGUCACGUGGAAAAUUGUACAUGCUUUGCCUCCUUGCAGCUGUUUGGUGACAGGGAGAUGAUGUGGAUCCCAAGAGAAUACUAUUUUCCUUAGGCACUGUUCCAAGAGGCAGGAGCUGCACUAAGCUGUCCAACACUGAGUGUACAGGUGACACUCUCAGGUUUACUCUCCUUGUAGCUGCAGGGCCUUAAAACACACACACAAACACACAUUUACAGACUGAAAAACCUGCAGUGGAAUUCCUGAAGUGCACUGACUGUCCAGGAAUCUGCACAUGGUCUUUUAGCACUGCUGCCUCCAACCAAGCACUUCAUUCUCUCUCGUGUGUGCAGGUGGUUUUUACAAAACUUCUGGAUUUUUGCUGUGGGUUGCACUGACUUUGAGAUGUUUCAGAAUCUAUUAAAGCUGAACUCCAUUCACCUGUC